Messenger RNA from Culex quinquefasciatus (southern house mosquito), 3005 nucleotides. RefSeq names its product tubulin glycylase 3A. NCBI's taxonomy places the organism in Eukaryota, Metazoa, Arthropoda, Insecta, Diptera, Culicidae. The record is from RefSeq and is a predicted model, not a curated record. The coding region runs from base 142 to 2979 and encodes 945 amino acids. Gene Ontology annotation, cellular component: cilium. Gene Ontology annotation, molecular function: protein-glycine ligase activity, initiating. The transcript is spliced from 3 exons. Gene Ontology annotation, biological process: cilium assembly; cilium movement; protein polyglycylation.
UGAAGAGGGGGCGCGCGCAGCAAAGUGAGGUCGUUCCGGUUUUGGCACAGAUAUACCGUAGAGCGGGAAAUGAGGAUUCCUGUGGCAUAGUUUUUGGAAGAGUGUGUUUUUUUUUUGUUUUUCGGUUUCGCGGCUAGGAUUAUGGAGGACGAACUGAAUACCUGUAGCAGCAGAACAAGCAGUGGCAGCUCGAGCUCAAGCACGAGUUCCACCAGCGGUGAUAGUGAUAAAUGUUCCGAGUCCAGCAGUAGUAGCGGUUCCAGCAGUUCGAGCGAAAAGGAUAUUGAAAGUGAAACUGACAAGGAUAAUGAAGGCAACGGGGCGUCGACGGCGGCGUUGGUGGUGGGCAACAUUGUAAGGAACGGGGCUACGAAAGGGAAAUCUGGAACGGCCAGCAGUAGCAGUGGAAAUGAGGACGACAAGGAGGUCAAACCGGCGCUGGCGUUGAAAAUCAUCGAGGGGAAUGUAGGUCCGCUGACGGCGACGGUGAAAUUCAUCAACCCGUUCAAGAAUAACUGGAUCAACGCGGACCGGCUCAACGAGCUGCGCAAGAAGGUUCAGGAUGCGUCCAAGCACCACCGGGUCUUUCUGCUCCGGGGGUCCUUUCACACGGUACGACGUGCCCUCACCGAGCGCGGGUGGGUCGAAAAGUUGGACGGCUUCCGGGCGAGACCCCAGGCCAGUACCUCGUCCUCUGGGUUUAUCCUCGAAGAUCUGGUCCAACAGCUACCGGAACGGAAGCCCGGCGAGUCGCGAAAAAAUCACAUCGCCAAGUGCGAACGCAGUAUCAUGUCCCGAUUCCUCGAGCAUACCCCCAUCGAUCUGCUCUGGACGGCCCGUCGGGAGAAGACCGACUGGAUCGAGAUGACCAAGAACUCCUCCCUCAUAAUCAACCGCUUCAGCAAGGCACCCUUCACCACCAAGGAAGGUCUCUGCUCGGCUCUGCACGACUUUCAUUGGUUCUACGAAGAAGGCAUGUCCGAAACGUACUUCCCAAGGUGUUACAAUGUGUGGAACCCCGAGGAACUCAACGAAUUCAUCGACAACUUUCGUCUAACAGCCUCGAUGGGACUGCUCAAGUGGCUCGUUGACGUCCACACCAAAGAGGGCACCGAAGGAAUCCUCUCUGACGAGGGCAAAGUCCCCGGCAGUAGCAUCGCCUUCGCCCUGUCCCGCUGCAAAGAAUACCUCGACUACUGUCUUCACAACGACAUAGACAUCGAGGAAGAUAUCAAGAUCUGGGACCACGACUGGGACGUCUUCCUAACCCAUCACUAUCUCCUAACCCAUGAAAACGGUCGCAUUCAACUGCUCAAAGAGCAUGACACCGCACUCAUCGAGCAUUACGUGGCCGAUGCCAAGUCCGUGCUCGAGCAAAUCAAGUGCUAUUGGCCGCAGUACGCACUGGACGGAUUCCUCAAUAUCUGGAUCGUGAAGCCGGGCAACAAGUGCCGCGGCCGGGGGAUCCAUUUGAUGAACAACAUCAAGCAGAUCAUCGCGAUGGUUAAUCCGCCGAUUGUAAGCAAGACGCGAUAUGUGAUACAGAAGUACAUAGAGCGCCCGCUGAUCAUCCACAACACCAAGUUCGACAUCCGGCAGUGGUUCAUGAUAACGAGCGUCCAGCCGCUCAUCAUUUGGUUCUACAAAGAGAGCUACCUGCGCUUCAGCUCGCAGCAGUACAACCUGAUGAACUACCACGAGUCGGUCCACCUGACGAACCACGCGAUCCAGAAGAAGUAUCACAACGCCGUCCGGGACGAGCGCCUGCCGCACGAGAACAUGUGGGACUGCCACACGUUUCAGGCGUACCUGCGCCAGAUCGACAAGUACGAGAUGUGGUCCGAUCGGAUCUACCCGGGGAUGCAGAAGGCGGUCAUUGGCUCGCUGUUGGCAUGCCAGGACAACAUGGACCGGCGGCAGAACACGUUCGAGUUGUACGGGGCGGAUUUCAUGAUCACGGAGGACUUUUACCCGUGGCUGAUCGAGAUAAAUUCGAGCCCGGACCUGGCGCCGAGCACGAGCGUGACGGCGCGGUUGUGUCCGCAGUGCGUCGAGGAUACGAUCCGGGUUGUAAUCGACCGGCGGCACGACCCGAACGCCAACACCGGCUCGUUCGAGAUGAUCUACAAGCAGGUGAUUCCGAAGACGCCCGCCUACAUGGGGCUGAACCUGCAGCUGCGUGGCCACCGGAUCACGCCCAAGAGCGCGGUCAAGAAGGACCGGCUGCGGAUCCUCCCGGUGAAACCCGUCCAGAACGUGCUCCACGUGUCCCGACUGUCCGCUUCGGCUGUCCCGAAGCCAACGGCGAGCCCCGUCAUUAUGGACCUCAUCGAGUGCAUCCAGUUCGACACAUCGCGACCUGCAGGCCAGGACGACGAGGACGGCGGCCGCGGUCGGACGUCGUCGUCGCUGUACCGCAAGGCGGGCUACCAGCAGCAGCAGCAGCCGCGCCCCAACCUAAGGUACGACUUUGCCAAGAAAAAGUCCUACAUCAUCGCCAAGACGGACGAGUUCUUCCGGCGGGGUGGCGGCGGCGGCAACGGCGCGCGCUACCUGGCCGAACCCGAGUCGUACAUCGACAACAUCGAAGACUGGGAGCGCGCCACGACGCGGUUCUUCCACAGCAACUACGGCAACACGCUGAGCGCGCUCACGGUGACCAGCCGCAGCCAUCCGAAGCCGGAAGCGGCCGACGGUUGUGCCGAAACAAACAACACUGCCCCAAGUGACCAUCAGAACAACCCGACCUCCACCACCGGAUACGGUAGAUACAGCAAACUUAUGCCAAACGGAGUUGCUGGUGGUGGCGGCAAGGUCGGGCUCGCGUCGACGUUCAACAACUUUUACACGCUGGGGUUGAACCUGCGGAAGCAACCGGCGGGGACAUCCGGCUCCUCCCGGGGUAGCCCCAAGAAUCGGGCGAGCGCCUAUUACGCACAAUCAACCGAAGAUUUAGUGGAACUAGGGAAAACUAGCUAAAGUUUAUGUCUGUUAUAAAGUGUUAU